AUGGACGAACCAACUGACCCUAGACUUAAAAACCCUGCUAUGUUCCAAAGCCCUAGUAAAACAACUAAGGAGGAAAUUGGACCCAAAGAUAAAUCAAGUAACCCAAAAGAGAAAGAGGACAAGGAUGGCGAGACAAAGGAAAAAGAAGCGCCAUACGUACCUCCACCACCCUAUAACCACCUAUCCCAAGCUAUUACACAAAUGCCCUCAUAUGCUAAAUUUCUCAAAGAAAUCCUAUCAAAUAAGAAAAAUAUAGAAGACAAUGAGACCAUAACACUCACUGCCGAAUGUAGUACGAUAAUUCAAAAUAAAAUGCCACCUAAGCUGAAAGACCCAGGGAGUUUCUCCAUACCCUGCAAUAUAGGAAAAUUUGUCAUAGGCAAAGCUCUGUGCGGCUUAGGAGCUAGUAUUAGCCUAAUGCCUUUGUCCAUUUGCGAGAAGCUUAAUAUGGGAGAGCUAAGACCAACCAAGAUGUCAGUACAACUUGCAGACCGUUCUGUUAGGUAUCCUGUAAGUGUUCUUGAAAACGUGCCCGUCCGCAUCGGACAAUUUUACAUCCCUACGGAUUUCAUAAUUAUGGACAUAAAGGAAGAUGUCAAUACCCCUAUAAUCUUAGGAAGACCAUUUCUGGCCACCGUUGGAGAUAUUAUAGACGUAAAGAAAGGCAAGUUGACAUUCGAAGUAGGUGAAGAGAAGGUCGAAUUUAUUCUAACACAAUUCCUUCAGGCCUCAGCUAUAGAAGAUACAUGCUAUCUGGUGGACGUUAUUGAUGAAUGUAUAAGAGAUAUAGGAUUAUCAGAAGAAUCUUACUCUGAUGUUAUAAAGAUCCAAUGCCCCUGA
Molecule: messenger RNA, 840 nt
Organism: Vicia villosa (hairy vetch)
Lineage: Eukaryota; Viridiplantae; Streptophyta; Magnoliopsida; Fabales; Fabaceae
Exons: 2
Coding region: 1-840 (279 amino acids)
Source: RefSeq, a predicted model, not a curated record